ACAGUACUGGUCAGCUGCUGCAUACGUCUCUUCACCAUGAGCCUUGCAUUACAUGAACUUCUGUUGUGCUGCCGGCAAAUUGAAAAUGAUAAAGCUACUGAGAGGAAGAAAGAAAUAGAUAAGUUUAAGCGUCUGCUUCGUGAUCCAGAAACAGUUCAGCAAUUGGACCGUAACUCUGACUCCCGGCAUGGCAAACAGCUCAACUGGGACACUGUAUUCAGGUUUUUGCAAAAAUAUAUCCACAAAGAAACAGAGAGCCUUAAAUCUGCAAAGGCAAAUGUCUCUCAAUCCACACAAACUGCCCGGCAGAAGAAAAUGCAAGAUAUUAGCAGUCUGGUCAAAUAUUUCAUCCGAUGUGCCAAUAAAAGAGCACCACGGUUAAAAUGCGUUGAACUUUUAGCACACGUGAUGGACACAGUGAAAGAUCCUUCAACAUGUGCUGUAUAUGGUGCAGAUUACAGCAGUUUGCUCCUGAAGGAUAUCCUUUCGGUUAGAAAAUACUGGUGUGAGAUAACUGCGCACCAGUGGGCAGACUUACUGACGCUGUACUUUAAUCUUUACUUGAAACCAAACACCUCUGUUAACCGGGUCUUGGUGGCUCGUAUAAUUCACACACUGACAAGAGGAUGCUGUCUGCAGGCAGAAGGGAUGCACUCCAAAUUGUUUCACUUUUUUUCAUUGGCAAUGCAGAGAGUGAGAGAGGAAAGGAAUCCAGCUGGUGUGGAUCAAAUCCUUGCUGCUUUCAACGUCUUUCUUGCUAACUCGGCUGUGAAUAACCGCAUGCGUGUUUGCAAAUUGGGUGAAGAGGUAUUUCUGACCGUACUGCGCGUGUGGACACAACAUCGUCCCAAAGAUGCUCUUAAAGAGGAGAUUGUCGAGUUCUUUCGAUUGCUGCUACAUAUUCAUCAUCCAAAAGGCGCCCAAACGACAGAAGAAGGUGCAUAUGCAUUUGACUCAGAUAAAUGGCAGAGGAAUUUAUACAGCUUGUAUGACACUCUGGUGAGUGAGAUAAGUCAGAUAGGCAGCCGCGGAAAGUACUCCUCAGGAUCCAGACAUGUUGCUGUCAAAGAAAACUUGGUUGAAUUAAUGGCAGAUAUUUGCCAUCAGCUUUUUACAGAAGACACUCGGGUCUUGGAAAUCACUCAGGCAUCAUUUGCCGUUACCCAGAGAGAGUCACAAGCAGGGUUAGUUCCUAACAAGCGACGACGAAUUGAGUUGGGUUGGGAAGUAGUUCGAGACAAUCUUCAAAGAUCCCAUAAUGAUUUUGAUGUGAUACCAUGGCUACAAAUUUUGGCUCGGCUAAUAGCAAGGUACCCAAUGAGCCUGCCUAGCAAUGAGCUGUGCCCCUUCCUGACAGUUCUGCACCAGUUGCUGGCACAACAAAGGCGAGGUGAGAGGGCUACCUAUGUGCUUAGGUGCCUGAAGGAACUGGCAGUUUGUCAAAGUAAGAAAUCUGAUGUGAAAAUCCUGCAGAAAUCAGAUCUUCACAAACUCUGGUCAAAAAUCUGGGCCGUCACAUUGCGCAGUAUAAGCUCCCCCCAAAGUGAAUCAGAAAGUUUUGCCCUCUUGGGUGCCAUCUUACAAGGUGACCUGAUACCCCCUGACCGAGACUUAUGGAAGAUUUUCUCAGGAUCUGCUGGAAAACGAUCCAGUUCUGCUGUAGAUUGCUUGGUGCUGGUUCUCAUGUCCUCUGAGCUUCCAGAGCAUCUCAACAACAGAAACAAUCACUCUGCAUAUGAAGCCAAUGGUGCUAAGAGCUCAUUAAAGGAAGACAUAAUAAAGUGGUUACUCUUUGGUCACUUGGAUGAUGAUAUGGAAGAUAAUGAACUUUCUCCUGUUAUAAUAAAAGAUUUUCUUCACCCUACCUUACAAAAGGUACUUGUCAGCCUGACAAUGAAAGACUCCAGUGCUGCUAUGACAUUCUUUGAAAGUCUUUCAGAAUGCACACAUCAUAAAAAAGAGAAUGAAGAUACUGGUUUCUCGGAAACAGAAGAGCUAUAUCUGUAUUCCUCAUUCAAUGAGAUUAAAUUGCACGUAACUGAUUCUCCAGAUUCCAACAGGAACAUGAGUUCUCCAUGCUUAACUGUCAAUUCAGUAAUAAGAGAAAAAUUAGAACAAAACCUACAGAUUGUUUCUGAGCAGCUACUGAACAGCUACAAUGUAGAGACAACACCUGCAGUUAACCUGGUCCGAUGUGCAAGUCUGUUGACAGGAGUUUUAGGUUGUUAUCUCUUUGCUGAGGUCAUAAGUGAAGAGGAGGCCUGCAAAUCUCAGUUGUUUAAAAAAGCCAAGAUGCUGAUGCAGUGUGCGGGGGAGAGCACUUCAUUAUUUAAGUCAAAGCUUUGCGAGGAACCAAAGGUUGCCCAACUGGGGGCCUUUAUAGCCCAGUGUAUCCACUGUGUAUGUAACUGUGGAAAGAGCAAAUCAGCUCGAUUCUUUUGUGAUCUGUUCUUGCGUCUUCUCACUCCAAGAAUGUUAAGUGAUCUGGCAGACAUUUGCAGACAUUUACUCAACAACACUAGGAACACAGUGGAUGCUGAAGUUGAUCUCAUGGAUGUUGAUAAUGAUGCACGAGGCGAAGCAGAAGAUCAGAUUGAUGUAGAUCUGUUUGAUGAUAACACCACCGCUGAGUCAAGUGAUAAUUCUGAAUUUGGGGAGCUCCAGAAUGUUACUGGUGCUGUGAGUCCUUUGUCAGAGGAGCACCACACCAAGCAAGAUGUUCUACUGCUGCAGACUUUGCGGUUUCUGUGUCUUUCCGCUUCAGCAGCCAAUAAUCAGGUGGUUGCGUUCAGAUCUUCUGAUGUGUGGAGGAAACUUCUCAACCUCAUUGACAAUAAUGCUCUGGACACAAGCAAACCUUUGCAUCUUCAUGUGUAUUUACAGUUAUUGAGUGAACUUCCCAUGGAAGAUGCUUCACAGCCAGUUGAUGAUAUUCUCACCUUACUGAAACCUCUUCCAGAGGUCUGCUCUACGUAUCGUAGAGACCAAGAGAUCUGUACUGCUAUUCUAACAAGGCUGCUUCCUGUGGUUGUGAGCUUAGGACAGGACCAGGCAGACAGUGAUGAGCGGUGUGAUGCGGAGGGACAGCUCCUAAAUGUGGUGCAGGCUUUUUGGCAUUUGACAAAGGAAGGAAAAUGUACAACUCAAGUACGUGUGGCACUUGUGAACUGUAUGAAGACACUAAUUAAGGUUGAUCCUCAAUCUAAGUGGGCUAUCCUCACCAUAGGAGAAAGUGAUAUUUCUGUAAGAGAUGCAUUCCCACAAUUCCUAGCAGACAACCACCAUCAAGUUCGUUUGCUAGCUGCCAUGUCUGUAAACAGGCUAUUCCAGGAUAUUAAAUCUCAGCCCCUUCCUCUUAAACCACAACAAAAAGCUUUUGAUAAUGUGUAUUUGAAGGUGCAAGAAGGAAUGCGCUACUUGUCACGUGCUGGCCAUGACCCGGAUGAGCUCCUGGACGAACAAUAUAACAGGAAAUCUACUUUGCUAAUGCUGAUAUCUGUAAUCAUGCGUUGUAGCGCUGUUUGUGAGAAGCAGGCUCUUUUUGCUAUCUGUCAGUCAGUGAAGGAAAAUGGACUGGAGCCUCAACUCAUCAAAAAGGUGUUGGAAAACGUUUCAGUUACUUUAGGCUACAGGAGUGUAGAAGACUUCAUGAUGUGUCACUUAGAUUACCUAGUUCUUGAAUGGCUUAAUAUGAAGGAUCCUGGAUACAGUUUAGCAACUUUCCCUUACAUCUUGUUAAAUUAUUCAACACUCCAAGACUUUUAUAGCUGUUGUUACAAAGUUCUCAUCCCACAUUUGGUAAUCCGAAGUGAGUUUGAAGUUGUAAAGUCCAUUGCUCAAUGCAUUGAAAAAGACUGGAAGGCUCUGCUGGCUGAUUGCUUCCCGAGAAUUCUAGUUAACAUUCUCCCAUACUUCGCUUAUCAAUGUGCUGAGGAUGCAGAUAUGGCAAAGAAAAGAGAAAUUGCUACAAAUGUUUAUGAUUUGCUGCAGGAUGAAAACUGCUUGGGUAAACAGCAAAUAGACAACUUGUUCUUAAGGAACCUGCCUGACAUUGUAGUGGAGCUGUUAAUGACUUUACAUGAGACUUCCACAAGUGACGCCACUAAAGGUCCUGAUGCCACAGGGGAACUAGAUCCAGCACCAAACCCUCCCUAUUUUCCUUCCUAUGUAAUAAAAGCAACAUUGGAUUAUAUCAGCAGCUGUCACAAAAGCAAACUCAAAAGUCUAGUCUCUAUUCUUUCAAAGAGCCCGGAUUCAUUUCAGAAGAUUUUGCUGUCUAUAUGUAAGCAGGCAGUGGAAACGAGCAACGUUUACAAAAAGCUUCGUAUUCUCAGAAUAUACCAGCUUUUUGUUAAUUUGGUCCUACUUGAAAUAAAGGAAGGCCUUGGAGGGGCAUGGGCCUUUGUUCUAAGAGAUGUCAUUUACACUAUAAUACACUACUUAAACAGCAGAACCUCUCUAGCUAUGGAUAACAUUUCCACACGCAGUGCCUUGCUCUGCCUUGACCUGUUAUAUCGUGUUUGCAAAACAGCAAUUUCUUACUGCGAAGAUGCUUUAGAGAGUCACCUCCAUGUAAUUGUCGGAACACUAAUCUCUUUGGUUAACAGCAAAACAGAAAUCCAAGAGCAAGUGUGUGACUUGUUAACCUAUUUGGUGGUUGAAAACCGGGAUAAUGAACAUCUCUAUCAUGCAAUUAAACUUCUGGACCCAUUUCCUGAUCAUAUUCUCUUCAAGGACCUGCGUAAUGUGCAGCAAAAGAUCAAGUACAGUAAAGGACCGUUCUCCCUUUUAGAGGAAAUAAACCAUUUUCUGUCCAUUAGCAUCUGUGAUACUCUCCCUUUGACCAGACUUGAAGGAUUAAAUGAUUUAAGAAAACAGCUCGAGCGGCAUAAAGAUGAAAUAAAAGAUCUUGUAAGAGAUUUCCAAGGAACCCCUCAUGAUGGUGUCAUUGCACAGCUAGUUGUGAGAUUGCUACUGCUCUCAAAGAUUGCUGUCCAUCACUCUAAUGGAAAAGAAAUUCUAGAAGCAGUUGGGAGCUGUCUCGGAGAACUGGGCCCUAUUGACUUGUCCACCAUAGCCCUACAGCACAGAAAAGAUCCUGUUUAUUUAAAAGCUAUUGAACUGUUUGAUGAAAAAGAGCUUCAGUGGCUGCUCGUCAUUCUGACUUUAAUAAACAGUGCAUUGACUGAUCCCUGUAUACAGGUACGUUCGGCAGCAGCUACUUGCUUAAAAAAUGUUUUGGCCACAAAAAGCGGUAAUAAGUUCUGGGAGACUUACAAGGACAGUGGAGAUCCAAUGAUGGUCUAUUUUCAGCCUUUCCGUGUAUCCAAGAAAAAGCCAGUAGAAGCAAAAGAUAACCAGACAGAAAGUGAUUUGGGAAGCUUGGAUGAUCCCACUAUAUGGAUACCGCAGAUUGACAGCCAUGAGAGCUGGAUAAAGAACUUGACAUGUGCACUGUUGGACUGCGGUGGGGUUAGAAGUGAGGUCCUCCAACUACUAAAGCCAUUGAGUGAGGUUAAAGCAGACUUUUGUCAGACUGUGCUUCCUUAUGUUGUUCAUAAUAUCCUUCUUCAAGACUCCAAUGAAACGUGGCGGACACUUCUGUCAAAACAUAUUCAGGGUUUUUUCACAUCAUGCUGCCGGUCAGUGACCUGUUCAAGUAGAUCUGCUACACCAGCAAGUUCAGAUUCAGAGUCUGAUGGUCUGAUACGUGGAAAUCUUGACAUUGUGUCAAGACGCUCCAUGCUUAGUGUAAUAGAAUACUUGAGAAAACAAAGAAGACCAGUAGCAGGAACAGCAUUUGAUGACAAUUUUUGGCUGGAUUUAAACUACCUUGAAGUGGCUAUGGCAGUGCAAUCCUGUGCGGGCCAUUUCACUGCUCUACUAUAUGCUGAAAUAUACGCUGACAAGCUCCGGCUGGAUGCUGAACAGCGCAAAAGGUCUACAUCUCUUGCACGGAAGUGCCUUAAAUUUGAGGAAGGCAGCCAAACCCUAACUAUCACCAGCUUGAGUGAGAAAAGCAAAGAAGAGUCUGGAAUUAGUUUGCAGGAUCUUCUAAUUGAAAUUUACAGAAGUAUAGGGGAGCCUGAUAGUCUGUAUGGCUGUGGUGGAGGGAAGAUGCUCCAGUCACUUGCCAGGAUACGAACUUAUGAGCAUGAGUCUAUGUGGGGAAAAGCCUUAGUGACCUACGACCUGGAAAUGAAUCUUCCGCCAGGCACCCGUCAGGCUGGGAUCAUGCAGGCCUUGCAGAAUUUUGGAUUGUGUCACAUGUUGUCUACCUACUUACGGGGUCUUGAGUAUGAACAUUCAGAAUGGACUUCUGAACUUCAGGAAAUACGCUACCAGGCUGCCUGGAGGACCAUGCAAUGGGACCAUAUCCCUCCCAUCAAAACGGAGGCAGCAGGACCGGGAUACCACGAAUCUCUAUUUCAUGCCAUUCAGUCUUUAAGGGACAAGGAGUUUCCAGGGUUCCAUGAAUACAUAAAAUAUGCCAGGAUUAAGGAAGUGGAAGAGCUGUGCAAGGGCAGCCUGGAAUCGGUAUACUCUCUAUAUCCCUCUCUGUGUAGACUUCAAGCACUAGGGGAGCUGGCCAGUGUUGGACAGAUGUUUUCUAGAUCGAUUACUGACCAAGAACUUGCUGAAACUUGUAUGAGGUGGAAAAGACAAUCCCAGCUCCUUAAAGACAGUGACUUUGGUUUCCAGGAGCCCGUCAUGGCCCUCCGGUCUAUAGUCCUAGAAAUUCUGUUGGAGAAGGAGACAAAUAACUCCUCUAAGGAGUGUAUCAAGGACUUCCUAACUACGCACUUGGUGGAGUUGUCUAGAGUAGCUAGGACUGCCAGAAAUACACAGCUCCCAGAAAAAGCAAUGUUCCAGAUUAAACAACAUAAUCCAGCACAGUACCAAGUGUGUGAGUGGCAGCUUGAAGAAGCUCAAGUGUUCUGGGCUAAGAAGGAACAGAGUUUGGCCCUUGGGAUACUCAAACAAAUGAUCGACAAACUGGAAUCAAGUCCUUUUGAGGUUGAGAACAACUCCAGUCUUCGGCUAAUUUAUGCAGAAUGCUUGCGGUUAUGUGGAAACUGGCUUGCAGAAACAUGCUUGGAAAGUCCGACUAUUAUUAUGCAGAAUUACCUUGAAAAGGCUGUUGAGGUUGCAGAAAGUCAUAGCAGUGAGGACAAGCUGCAGGAGGGAAGGAUGAAGGCAUUCCUGUCAUUGGCUCGCUUUUCAGAUGCCCAGUACCAGCGAAUUGACAAUUACAUGAAAUCAUCAGAGUUUGAAAAUAAACAGGCUUUGCUCAGAAAAGCAAAGGAAGAAGUCGGAUUAAUGAGGGAAUACAAGGUUCAAACAAACAGAUAUACAGUUAAGGUACAGAGAGAGCUGGAACUAGAUGAAUGUGCUAUAGCAGCCCUGACCGAGGACCGGAAACGCUUCUUGUGCAAAGCAGUGGAAAACUAUAUAAGCUGCCUGGUAUCUGGAGAGGAACACGAUAUGUGGAUCUUCCGUCUUUGCUCCCUCUGGCUGGAGAACUCUGCAGUCUCAGAGGUUAACAGUAUGAUGAAGCUAGAUGCCCAGAAAAUACCAUCAUUCAAGUUUUUACCUCUUAUGUACCAGCUGGCUGCUCGAAUGGGAACUAAAAAGACCGGUGGCAUUGGAUUUCAUGAAGUCCUUAAUAAUCUUAUCAGCAGGAUUUCCAUAGACCAUCCGUACCAUACACUCUUUAUAAUCCUGGCUCUGGCUAAUGCUAACAAAGAUGAUCUCUUGAUGAAACCAGAGGCAGUUAAACGAAACCGGUUGACUAAAAAUGCCCCCAAGCAGACCUCCCAACUUGAUGAGGAUCGUAUAGAGGCUGCAAACAAUAUUGUGAAUACAAUAAAGAAACAUAGAACACAAAUGGUGAAAGAUGUAGAGAGGCUUUGUGAUGCAUAUAUAAUAUUAGCAAAUAUUGAUGCCAGCCAAUGGAAAAACCAGAGAAAAGCCAUCCCCAUGCCGCAUGAUCAGCCCAUCACUAAACUGAAUAAUUUACAUGAUGUUGUCAUUCCGACAAUGGAGAUUAAGGUUGAUCCCACUGGAAAGUAUGAAAACUUGGUAACAAUAAAUUAUUUUAAACCUGAAUUCCGCUUAGCUGGGGGCCUCAACCUUCCCAAAAUAAUUGACUGUGUUGGUUCUGAUGGAAAGGAAAGACGUCAGCUUGUUAAGGGGCGAGAUGAUUUGAGGCAAGAUGCAGUAAUGCAGCAGGUAUUCCAGAUGUGCAAUACUUUGUUGCAGAGGAAUAGUGAGACGAGGAAGAGAAAACUUACUAUCCGCAGAUACAAGGUUGUCCCCUUGUCCCAGAGAAGUGGCGUGCUGGAGUGGUGCACAGGGACAGUACCUAUUGGUGAAUAUCUUGUCAAUGCAGAAGAAGGUGCUCACAAACGAUACCGAUCUACAGAUUACAGCAGCCUACAGUGCCAGAGGAAGAUGAUGGAUGUGCAGAGAGCACGAUUUGAAGAUAAAUACAGAACAUUUUUAGAUGUCUCUGACAAUUUCCGUCCAGUUUUCCGAUACUUUUGCAUGGAAAAGUUCUUAGACCCUGCAGUUUGGUUUGAGAAACGCUUGGCUUAUACUCGAAGUGUAGCCACAUCUUCUAUAGUAUGUUACAUUGUGGGCCUUGGAGACCGUCAUGUACAGAACAUUCUUAUAGAUGAAGAGACUGCAGAACUGGUGCACAUUGAUUUAGGAGUUGCUUUUGAGCAAGGUAAAAUACUUCCUACACCAGAAACUGUUCCAUUCAGAUUAACCAGAGAUAUUGUGGAUGGUAUGGGUAUAACUGGCGUGGAAGGUGUUUUCAGGAGAUGUUGUGAGAAAACUAUGGAAGUUAUGAGAAACUCUCAGGAAGCUUUACUGACCAUUGUUGAGGUUCUUCUCUAUGAUCCCCUGUUUGACUGGACAAUGAAUCCACUGAAAGCACUGUAUCUGCAGCAGGAUGAAGCUGAUCUCAACGCCACAGCUGGUGGAGAUGAUCCAGAGUGUCACAGGAACUCCUGCAAUGACACACAGAGCUUUAAUAAAGUUGCGGAACGUGUUCUACUGCGUCUUCAGGAGAAGCUAAAAGGAGUGGAAGAGGGGACUGUCCUCAACGUAGGUGGACAAGUGAAUCUUCUCAUCCAACAAGCAAUGGAUCCUAAGAAUCUCAGCAGGCUCUUUCCUGGCUGGAAGGCAUGGGUUUAAUGAGAGACUUCUACCAAUAAAGCCUUCUCUCUAUAACUGUUUUUCAUAAUGGAAAAAAUGCAACGCCCAUAGGACUGCAAAGCAGUUAAAUUCAAUUAUUACAUUUCAUUUUUACUUUAAGUAAUAGUUAAUCAGCUUCUACAUCUUAUGAUAAAAUAGGAGUCAAAAAUAUAAAUAUAAUGAUGUAGAUGUGAACCAAAGUCAUUUCACUUUGCUUUAAUGGGCUAGUAGAUUACAUAGAUUACUGCUCUUUGUAGAUACCGAAUAGUGUAAAAUUUAAAUAUGCAAUUCCUAUUGUAGCUUUUAAAGAACCUUUUUUUACAGUCUGUAGAUAGCACUUUGAGUAUAACUGUAUAUUGUAAAGUUACAUACAAAGGAAGGAUAAUUCUCUUCAUUGUCUUUAGUAAAGGACCUCAUUAUUAGUUUUUAGUUAGCAAAAAUACAUACAUUGUGUAUUUUGUUAUAAUUCUGUAUUUAGAAGUUCAUUUUAAACAUGUAUUGAUAUAAUACUCACAAAAUCUGUUGAUAUUUAAAAAGGUAAUAAACCAAUGUUAUAAAAGCAAUUAUUAAA
Molecule: messenger RNA, 9775 nt
Organism: Bombina bombina (fire-bellied toad)
Lineage: Eukaryota; Metazoa; Chordata; Amphibia; Anura; Bombinatoridae
Gene: ATM
Product: ATM serine/threonine kinase
Exons: 63
Coding region: 37-9204 (3055 amino acids)
Biological process (GO): DNA repair
Molecular function (GO): protein serine/threonine kinase activity; protein binding
Source: RefSeq, a predicted model, not a curated record